AUGGAUGGACACAUGCAAUGCCAGAAGAGGCAAGCACUGGCGGCACAGAGGCGGCGCCUUGAGUUCUCUGUACAAGAAGAAAGGCAAGAACCACCAUGGCGGCAGCAGCAGCUACCACCACGGCAAUGCUGGAAAACCGAAGUACAAGGCUUUGUCACCACCGCCUCCCCCGCCACUAGGAGAGGGCAAGGCUCUCCGAAGAAAGGUUAUGGCAAGAAGCCCUCCUCUGUCUUCAAUGUACUAGACUUUGGGGCCAAGGGCAAUGGAGCUAGUGAUGACACAAAGCCCCUUGAUCACGAUGGCAAGAAUUUUCUCCAUGUGCUAGGGAAGAAAGAAAAACACAAAAGAAUGCAAAAAGUAAGCUGGGUCACCAUAGAGCCAGUAUAUGACGAAGGGUAUUAUGGUCAAAUCCGCUUAGCACUAAGUCACAAGGAUAGUACAACAAACUUGUUGGCAAUUGCUACAAGUAUCAAUAAUGAACAAAUCUCUGUCAUAGAAAUAUGCCGCACUAUAAAACAAAAAGAAGCUAGUAAAGGGAAGAAGCAACAGAACUUCCAGAAUGCAGGACAACAAAAUCCAACUGAGGCCCACCCAAUCGACUCCUGCAUGGGGCAAUUUGGUAAAGAUUCUAAGUUAAACAAUAAUUGCCUACUGUUCUGUACAAACUCCCCAAGUGCAUUCCAAGCUGCAUGGGCGUCUGCUUGUAAAGUAGAGGCAUCAACGAUCUUGGUCCCGCCGGGAUACAAAUUCCUGGUGGGACCCAUUUCGUUCUCCGGUCCUUAUUGCCAGCCAGACAUUGUCUUCCAGCUUGACGGCUCGAUCAUUGCCCCAACAGACUCCAAAGCUUGGGGUUCAGUCCAAGGAACAGGCACAAUUGACGGAAGAGGCUCCGUCUGGUGGCAAGAUUCACCAUAUGAUGACCCCAUAGAUGAUGAAUCAAAACUUAUAAUCCCAUUAAACCGAACAUUUAAAGAAAACUCACCAACUCCUGCACUUAGAUUCUAUGGGAGUUUCAAUGCAACAGUCACAGGCAUAACAAUUCAAAACAGUCCCCAGUGCCAUCUCAAGUUUGACAACUGCUUUGGAGUUUCAGUAUUCAACAUAAAUGUCUCAUCUCCUGGUGAUAGCCCCAAUACUGACGGAAUCCACUUACAGAACUCCAAAGAUGUGAUAAUCCGCAGCAGUAAUCUUGCAUGUGGAGAUGACUGUGUUUCCAUACAAACCGGAUGCACAAAUGUAUACAUACACAAUGUGAACUGUGGACCUGGACAUGGCAUCAGCAUUGGGAGUCUAGGAAAGGAUGCCACAAAAGCCUGUGUGGCAAACAUCACUGUUCGAGAUGUCAACAUGCAUAACACAAUGAAUGGUGUAAAAAUAACAGCAGCCUCUCUAGUCACUUGGCAUUUUGGGAUCAUGCAUUACACUUUCAAGCCCAAAAAGCCCAGAAGCCACAGUCAAGUAGAAUCAAGUUUCAGGCAAGAUAAUUUCGGAAAUUCUAGAGCUUUGACAUUGGAAAACAGAAUCACAUAUGAAAAGAUAAGAGGAACUUAUACAGUGAAACCAGUACAUCUUGCCUGCAGUGACAACCUGCCAUGCGUGGAUGUCACACUAACAGACAUAGAACUGAAACCCCUACAAGAACAGUAUCACUUGUACAAUGUCUUCUGUUGGCAUACUUUUGGACAGUUGAACUCUCCCACUGUGCCACCAAUUGAUUGCUUACAUGUUGGCAAGCCAUCAAAUAAUUGGAUUCAGACUAACCGUGACACAUGGUUACAUGGGUAUUGUAUCAGCCUAAAACAUUGUCAGUAG
Thlaspi arvense is the source of this 1812-nucleotide messenger RNA. The record is from the annotation of a GenBank genome assembly. Lineage: Eukaryota; Viridiplantae; Streptophyta; Magnoliopsida; Brassicales; Brassicaceae.